Messenger RNA from Trichobilharzia szidati, 3898 nucleotides. The record is from the annotation of a GenBank genome assembly. Lineage: Eukaryota; Metazoa; Platyhelminthes; Trematoda; Strigeidida; Schistosomatidae.
GCGUGCUGUUCUCCUCGUUGACUGGUUGCCGUCUAUUUAAAUUGCACAACAAAGUGAUGGAUUCUCCCGAAAACAGGGACUCAACUGGAACGACUGCCGAUAGCUGCAGUAACUUUCCCGCGCAAAUUAUUGACUCUAUUCUGAAUGGUGACAUCUCUGAUACUGCGGAGGAUAUAACAACGGAAACGAUUUCUAAAGGAAAGUUGAAGCAUGAAAUGCGAAUGUUGCAAACACGUUUCAUGAACAGUGCAACAGCUCUUGAGAAUAGCAAAAAUCUAUCCAAAGCACGGGAGGAAGAGCUUUUGGAUCAGAUCAAUACACUGACAAUUAGAUUAAAUUUAGCCACAGCUCGUUAUGAUGCACUGGUUGAGACUACAACAGAAUCCGCCGAAUUAAAAGCUGAUUUGGUCCAAGCUAUAACCUGUAAACGAAGAUUGUUGAGUGAAAAUGAAGAACUUCAUAGUCAGCUGAAUUUAAUCCGUGAAAUUCUUAUCACUAAAUUACCGAAGAAAGUCGAUGCUACUAUUGAUAUGGAUAUCAGCAAUUACUCAACAUUAACUUCAACUGAAUUCGAUGUAUUGAAUAAAAGAUCUGUAAAUAAUUUGUCAACUUUAGAGUUAGUCAAGUUUUGGGUACAUACAGUAUUCACUAUUAUUUCACAGAGUAUUAAUCAGCAUGGUAUUAUUACUGACAGAAAAUGUAAUUCAGAAGAAAAUCGUAAACACGUUCAAUUUGUUGAUUUGUCGUCUGGAUCACUAUCAAAUUCAGUUUCAGUAGAUGUUCAGCGAGCACAAGUUAAAUGUUCUAAGGAACAUAAUUUGAAGAAUGUGAAUAAUAAUUGCCUCGAAAAUAAUGGAGAUAAUUAUCACAAUAAUUAUGGUGCUGUUCCAUCUUCAGUUGAAAUUAUCGCAUUGGAACAGCAAAUUCAUUUAAUGAAAUUGGAUAAAGAAUUUUACUUAAAACAGUUGUUUAAUCUUCGUACAAAGCUGCAAACAGCUGAAGAAACAAUUACCUCACAAGAAAAGCUAAUAGCUGAUUUGGAAAGCAAUUCAAGGCAAAUAAUGAAGGAGAAAGCGACAUUAAAUCAAACACCUUUACCUGAAGAUUUUAACUCUUGUAUGAAAACAGAUGAAGUGACUAAAUUGAUUCAAACAGAAUUUGAAAAACUAAAGUCAAUUGAUCAAGAAUUGCACAAUAAAGAAAUUAAUAUACUUCGAGAGCAAAAGGAAAAUGCCAUAUGUGAAUGUGCUAAAUUAAAAACACAGUUAGAACAAAAAGAAUAUACAUUGAAACAGUUAACAGAAAAAGUUGAAGAAAUGCAAAUUUUAAAUGUGGAACACGAUAAUCAGUUACGUGGACAAAUGAGAUCAGUGUUGAUGAAUUUAGAAAUAGAACAAGCUGCUAGGAAAGAUGCAUCUCUAGAGAUUGAAAAGCUUAAUGUUCAGCUGGAUGUCAGUAAAAAAUCUUACUAUGAGCUUGAAGCAAGAUUCAAUCAAGAAAGAGCUGUUUGGAGAAUCAAGGAGGAUAAUUACGAAAGGAAAUUACAGUUGAAUGAAACAGCUGAGAGAGAAAUAAACGAGUUAUUGGUAAAUUUAAAUUGUGAUGUCAGUAAAUCAAAUACAUCAUCAUCAAUAGACUACCAUUUACAUUGCAAACCACGUAUUGCUGUUUUGCUGGAGAAAAUAAAAAGUCUCCUAAUGGUAAACGAUAAUCUUCGAAGUGGACUGGAAAACAAGUCUCAAGAGAUGGAGGGAUUUAAUAAAGCCAUCAAAAAAGAAAUGUUUAGUUGUGAACAGACAAGUUAUUUACACCAAACACUUGCACAAAAAGAUAUUCAAAUUCAUUCACUACAUAAACAAUUAAGUGAAGUCGAAAAAGAAGCUCAGUUAUAUAAACAAGAAAGAGACAGAUUAGAAAAUGAACGUAAUGUACUUUGCGAAGAUUUAGAGCGUAUUUUAACAAGGAGACAGAGUUUGGCCAGAUUGCGUGAAUAUAUUUUAUCUUUACUACAACAAGUACAGCCUAAUCAAAGCUUCACUGCUACAAGACAAAUGCAAAACCAGAAUUGUAUUUCACUGGACAAAGAUACAAAGUGUGGUUUUAAUUUUCCAGGGAAAUCAGAUUUUCAUAAUCAAACAUCAAGUGAUUAUCUGCGUGAUAUGAAUCGAGUUUCUAAUAUUCAUCAACAAGUUUAUGAUAUUCUACGUUCACAGUAAAACUCACAACUAAAUGACUUUUCCAAAAGAUGCCCAAAAUUAUUCUUCUCAUUGUGAAGAUAACUUAUUCAAUUGUACGAGUGAUUAUCAUUCUUAUUUAGUCAUGCUUUGGUUUUAAAAUUUGUUUGUUUUUAAUUGUGCCAAAAUAUUCAAUAAAUCUAUAAUUGCCGGAAAUUCUCAUAUCAGGUUAAGUAGGGGAUAACAGAACUGUGAUUUGAAACCUUUAUUACUCACUCUUCCUGUUGUUUUCCUUUUUGAAAGUAACGCUUCUUUUUUUUUAAAUAGUCGACUUUUUUCAAAUUUAAUUUAUGAAAAUGAUUUAAUUUUAUUGAUAAGUUUUAACGAGAUUUUCAUUUUUGUAUACUUACUGUUUAUUAAAAUCAGGUUUUAAGAUAAUAUUAUAUUUCAUUGUAUCUCACCUGGCGUACAGAUGAGUUUCACUGACAAAUCAUUAGUGACCUGUUAUUUCAUCAGGUCAAAAUACAGAAGAACAUUCUUAAAAUGUUUACAUGCUUCGAUGUAUAAACACUUUCUUUGAUAUGUUUUCACAAAUCUGCAUGCAAACUCUUCGUGAUCGAUAGUUUUGUUCAUCUUACUGUUCUGAGAUUAGUUUAGUUUCUAUCAUGUCGUCAAUUUCUCUGUUUUCACUAGAGAAAUUCUCCGUCUCCCUUUCAAUAGUUGCUACUGAUAUUGUUUACAGGUGUCCAUUAUGACGGUUUUAUUGGUAACUCACGAUUAAUACAACUCUGGAUGCAGGUUAUGCUUCACCUCAACAGAAUCACGAAAGCUGUUUUCGUUUUAAGCAACAAAUGUCAUUUGUAUCUGAUAACAAAGAAUUCGCGUACGCAGGCACCAAUUCCAACACAAUCAUUAUGUGUCAUUUGUGUUCAUAUUCAAAAAUGCCUCACAUAAGCUAAUAUGGCACUUCAAGCAAAAUGAGGUCAAUGUGUAUUCUGGGUGAAUUGUGCACAACACAGUUUUAUUUUUAAGCAUGGCAUUUUGUAACAGAUGAAUACUUUCAUUUUCAGCCAAGUCCAGUACUUUACGGUUAUAGAAAACCUUCAGAACCGUGUGAAUAUUACGACAACGUCCACACAAAGUGUUCAUACAGUGCAUGCAUUAAUAUAGAGUUUCAUUGCGGUCUGUGUAUCACCGCUAUCGCAUAGUGUAUAAGUAAUGGACACAUCAUAAGCUUCUAAUGUUUUCAUACUACUGGAUACUGUGUUGCACAAUGGAUAUUUGGUAUAAGGUAAAAAAUUAUCGCUUUUCUCAAAUUUCUACAAACAAUCCCGGUCACAUAAGGGGAGACAACUCAAAAUAACAUGGUUUGUGGAGGCCUUCUUGCAAAAACCUAAAAUUGUUCAAAAUCCUUCCCAUCUACUGCACCAUUGAGAUUUUGUUAUGUUCAUUGCAAAAAAAUAUGAUCCAAAUCAACGGGUAAUUCACGUGAAAUUAUGUUGUCCUUCUCAAUUUAUCGUCCUUUCCUUGGUGUAAUUCACAUGACUUCUCCAUCAUAUCUGGAAAACAAUAAGCGGCAGUAAAUUCAUCAGGAGUUCCAUGUUUGAAGAUUAUAUCGUUACUUUUAAUAUUUACUGUGUAACUUGAACCUUUCUUUGAUUACUAAAAACGCCUUGAAUGACAUUCAGUAACUUGUUAGUCUGGAAAAUAAAUAGACAUUGCGA